UUUGUCCUCAACAAAGUAAAGCCCCGGGAUCCGAGUGUUUCCUAUAAAAAGUACACAUGAAGUGACUUCAUGUCAGUCGUUGUCACAGUACAGUUCCUUAAAUAGUAAUAUUCAAAAUGUUAAAAGUAGUUUUAUUUGUAGCAUUCUUCUGUGCUGUUAAUGCACAUGUUACAGUUAACGUUUUUAGUGAUGCAGAGGACCCUCAACUUGAAUUGAAAAGUUGCAGCCCUCUCAAUUGUGAUCAGACGUGUCGUCGCCUUGGCUUCCCUGGUGGCGUCUGUGUCAAUGGCAAAUGUAAAUGCGACAUCAUCAAAUCUGCAGAGGAUCCUGUAGUGGAAGUGAAAAGUUGUAGCCCUAGUGCUUGCGCCCAAAAUUGUCGUCACAUUGGCUUCCCUGGGGGUACCUGUGUCAAUGGCAAAUGUAAAUGCGAUAUCAUUAAAUCUGCAGAUAAUAUAAAAACUAGUGAUCUAGCGUUUUCAUGCAACGGCCUGUCUUGCUUCCGAUUUUGCACAAGUAUGGGAUUUUUAGGUGGCAACUGUGUGGGAGACCAGUGCAUGUGUCAUGGAAAAAAAGAUAUCACUAGCAACGAAAUGCCUACAGUGGACAAUGAUCUACAUGCAGAAGGCGCAGAAUCACCAUUGCCGUUAGAAACUUCACAACAAAUGUCAGUAAAGAAACCAAAGUGUGUCUUCAAAUAUUGCCUCCAAGCUUGUGUAUUAUAUGGCUAUAUCUCUGGAUACUGCGAUGCAAACGAUACCUGCAAAUGUGUUAAAUAAAGUUUUAAAUCCGAUAGCAAUCCGUUUUAAAAAUUGAAUUGGUAAGGAUUCAAAAAGUUACACUUGUAUUGCUAAGUUAACUAAUUUGACAAGACGUAAAAAGACAUAACAACGCAAAAAUUCGUUUUCUUCUGUCAAAUUACUUACCCAAUUUAAAAACUUUAAAUAAGUAUAGUCCGCACAAAGUAAAAUAGAUACUACUACUACUGUAUGUAUUUAAAAUUAAACUUAUUUUUUCCGGAUCUAAGUCACGUAUUUUUUUUUUCAAACAAACGUUCGGACCCUUUACAUAUCUCAUGGACAUGACUUGCUGAUAUGAUAAAGUUAUCAACCACUUAUGUCUAAUAUUUUUUUUAUAACACCAAGUGACGGGACGAACAAAUCGUGAGCCUCUGUGAGCAUAAAGUUAAGCAGCACUCAGAACCUUAAAUCACAAGGAUCUGUGGAGCACAUACACUGCGCCUAUUAAUGUAGUGGUUUCUAACUUUAAUAGAGUGGUGUGCAUUAAUAUUAGACAUAACUGGUUGGCGACUUUACCAUCUCGGUCAGCCGUAACCGUGGGACUUGUUGAGAAGAAAAAGGCUCGAACAGUUGGUUUAUUUGAUAACAAAUAUAGACGACAGAGAUCCGGGAAAAAGUAGUUUCAUUUCCUAUGUGUAGCAAUAGCGAAAACACAAGAACUAGGUAAUACUGUUACCAAUGUCAUUGUAUGCUUUUGUAAUAAAGAUGUAAUAAAAU
Molecule: messenger RNA, 1514 nt
Organism: Hyposmocoma kahamanoa
Lineage: Eukaryota; Metazoa; Arthropoda; Insecta; Lepidoptera; Cosmopterigidae
Gene: 6tox
Product: tenascin-like
Exons: 6
Coding region: 117-776 (219 amino acids)
Source: RefSeq, a predicted model, not a curated record